Messenger RNA from Gongylonema pulchrum, 534 nucleotides. The record is from the annotation of a GenBank genome assembly. Lineage: Eukaryota; Metazoa; Nematoda; Chromadorea; Rhabditida; Gongylonematidae.
AUGCUUUUGCAGGAAGGGCAAGAAAUACUGAAGGAGCACCGCGAAUGCUUAACAGAAGAGCGCAUUGGCGAGAUGACACUUAGUGCGGGGACAUACUUGUCCGAGAAAUUUUUGGAGCACCCAGACGACCAAGUUUGUGAUGAGGUUAACGCUAAAUUACAAGAAUAUAUAAACGCUAUGAAAGGGAUCUGUCAGUCGGAAAGCGCGCAAAUGAUCAUGUGCAAAAGUUUGAGAAAUAUGUUCAAGGGUCUGCAUGCGGACAAACUGCAUGCUUGCGAUUUCGACUGCAACAUACCGCAGCCGGAAAAACUGGCUGAACCAGGAUUGGCUUCAGCAGUGGAGCAUCAUGGAGCAGUUGUCGGUGGCGAAGUGGCCGGCGAUGGUACAAUGAUUGCUGAAGCGGUAAACGAACAGAGCGGCGCUGGUGGCGCUGUUGCAGAAAUUAGUUCGUCGAAUUCUUCCUCUGUUCCAUCCAUAUACCUCAUUCACAUCAUCCUGCAAUUGCUCACAUCAGCACUACUGCUGCUUCCAUAA